GUGAGGGAGAAAUUGUAGCAGGGAACUCAUCGCCUGGUCGCUGUGGGGUGGAGGGGAUCAUCCAAACUCCUCCGACGCUAUCUCCCCUCCUUCACCUGUCAAAAAGAGAGUGUGAGAGCUGGCAGAGCGAGUGAGGGUGUGUGUGUGUGUGUGUGUGUGUGUGUGUGUGUGUGUGCGUGUGUGUAGGGGAGGGGCCCGUGUGGGUCCUCUGAGAGGUCAGGGGAAGAAGCUGUGGCUCCACUCAUCUUCUCUCUGUGCAGGGCCCACCGCUGCUCUCAGACAUCUGGCCUCACACUGAUCACUCAUAUCUUCAGACAGGGAGGAGGAGGAGGAGCGCUUCAAUCUUUGAGCAGCAGAAAUAGCACAGAUCGCCCUCUUUCAGUGUUCACACUCUCUUUACCGCCUUCCUUUGACGUUAUUUUCCACCUCCUUGCACCAGUUUUACAAGCAAAGGAGCCCAAGUCGGUAAAAAGGGCAUCAAAUAUAGCGUCUGCUAGAUAAGGCGCCGACUGUAUAAGAGAUAAGGAGCACAUGAUAGCCAGUGUGCUGUGUCUAGCAAGCAGGUCUACAAGGCUCUGCUUGCAAUCAGUGGGAAGAGGGCCAGCUUCCCUGCCUGAGCUCUCAGCGCCCCUACUGGCUGCACGCUGUGCCAAUCAAAGGCGAGUGGGUGGGGAGCAGCCAGACAUGAACGCUGAUGUCACAGUCACAUGGAUUCUGGUGUGGUCAUGCUCGGAGGCUGAGAGACAGAGCUGUGCUGGCCAGCUGCUGCUGAGACAGCAGUGGAGGGCUUUGCGCUGGUGAUAGUUCCUCUCUUAUGGACUCGAAGCUUAAUGAUGUAUUUUGUGAUUUCAGCUAUGAAAGCUCAAAUCGAAAUAAUUCCCUGCAAGAUCUGUGGAGACAAAUCAUCAGGCAUCCAUUACGGCGUGAUAACAUGUGAAGGCUGUAAGGGUUUCUUCAGGAGGAGUCAACAGAGCAAUGCAGCCUACUCCUGCCCCCGUCAGAAGAACUGCCUGAUCGACCGCACCAGCCGCAACCGCUGCCAGCACUGCCGUCUGCAGAAGUGCCUGGCAGUGGGCAUGUCACGAGACGCGGUGAAGUUCGGCCGCAUGUCCAAGAAGCAGCGCGACAGUCUGUACGCUGAGGUCCAGAAGCACCGGCUGCAGCAGCAGCAGCGUGACCACCAGCAGCAGCCCGGGGAGGCGGAGCCGCUCACACCCAGCUACGGCCUGUCAGCCAACGGCCUCACGGAGCUGCACGACGACCUCAGCGGCUACAUGGACGGACACACCCCGGACGGCAGCAAGCCCGACUCGGCCGUCAGCAGCUUCUACCUGGACAUCCAGCCGUCCCCCGACCAGUCGGGCCUGGACAUCAACGGCAUAAAGCCGGAGCCCAUCUGCGACUUCGCCCCCGGCUCCGGCUUCUUCCCCUACUGCUCCUUCACCAACGGCGAGACCUCCCCCACCGUGUCCAUGGCUGAACUAGAGCACCUGGCCCAGAACAUCUCCAAGUCACACAUGGAGACAUGUCAGUACCUGCGGGAGGAGCUGCAGCAGAUGACCUGGCAGGCCUUCCUGCAGGAGGAGGUGGAGAGCUACCAGAGCAAGCCCCGGGAAGUCAUGUGGCAGCUGUGCGCUAUCAAAAUCACGGAGGCCAUCCAGUACGUGGUGGAGUUCGCCAAGCGCAUCGACGGCUUCAUGGAGCUGUGUCAGAACGAUCAGAUAGUGCUGCUGAAAGCAGGCUCUUUGGAAGUUGUGUUUGUCAGAAUGUGCCGUGCCUUUGACUCGCAAAACAACACAGUCUAUUUUGAUGGAAAAUAUGCCGGACCUGAUGUGUUCAAGUCAUUAGGCUGUGACGACUUGAUCAGCUCCGUCUUCGAGUUUGGGAAAAACUUGUGUUCUAUGCACCUGUCUGAGGAUGAGAUCGCCCUGUUCUCCGCCUUUGUGUUGAUGUCUGCUGACCGAUCCUGGCUCCAGGAGAAGGUGAAGGUGGAGAAGCUGCAGCAGAAAAUCCAGCUCGCCCUCCAGCAUGUGCUGCAGAAGAACCACAGAGAGGACGGCAUUCUCACAAAGUUGAUAUGCAAAGUGUCAACACUGCGAGCGCUGUGCAGCAGGCAUACAGAGAAGCUCACGGCUUUCAAAGCAAUAUACCCAGACAUUGUGCGUGCCCACUUCCCCCCCUUAUACAAGGAGCUGUUCGGAUCAGACUUUGAGCAGUCCAUGCCCGUUGACGGGUAGCGUCCCCGCCCGGUGCCAGUGCGCCCACCGUAGGGGAAUGUGGAGGAGGAAUCUGAGACACUUUACCGGUGCCCUGGACAAACCAGAGUGGACAGACGGCACGCUGUUCAACUUCUUCUUUUGCAGUGGAGGGGCGAGGGCUUAGGGAGUUGAAUCUCAAAGUUUACUUUAUCGAAUUUGUUCUCUUUGGAAGACUUGUGGAACCCGACACCCCAUGGGACACCAGGAGGAGAUAGGGACGAAUGAUUUCUGUCCGGUUGAAUUUGAGCUUUCUGUGCGCAUUUUUAACAUCCAGCUCAAGACUCCUUUAAACCUUUCUUUCAUUCCCACCUCUAUUUAUUGCAUCACAUUAUUAUGAUUUAACUGCGCAUCCGUAUUGUCAUUAUAUAAACAAAUUAUCAGCCACUUUUUGAGUAAAAAUAGAUGACUCUCCCCCUCUUCAAUUAAAAGAUAAAUGCACAUCAGUGUUGUUCAGAUUUUUCUCCCCAAAACAUAUUUUUGUAUGCAAAAUUUGUAAUAGUCCCUAUCUCCGUCACACCGUCAUCAGGCUGAAACCAACAGCCCAUAAAUGCGCACACUUUGGUCAAGUUCAGCCGUUUCUCUCACGUCCAGCGCUCGGAUCGAAAACUCACACCGACUUGGAGGGAAGGUUCCAUCGGCAUGGUGAUGCAAUCAGCACCUCUCUCUGGACAAUCGUUUAAAACAACAACAACAACAACAGCAGCAGCAGCAGCAACAAAAAAAGAAACCUAGAAUUCUGGUAAUUCUAAUGAAAACGCAAUGAUUUUAGCUGUCAAAGACUCCAUCCAUCCGCCAUUGUUGCAUAGUGAAAUCAUGUAAGGCCAUCUGCUAUUAAUCCUUCUCUGGACAGGUGCCCUGGAGGAGCACGGGCACCAACACAAAGAAAAGGGUCCAUUCCACCUGUUUUAUAAUGUACUACAGGGUAUAUGGUCAUAAGUACUUACUAUACAGAAAAAAGUAAUGUUUAUAGAAUCUAUUUUAAAUAACAUGUAUGAUAUUAGUAGUUAGACCAUUCUUAAUUGUUGAAUUGAUAAGGCACUUUUAUUUACACCUUUCUUUAAUUUAAGACUUGUAUAUUUACCUAGUGAUGUGUUGCAUGUGCACAAGAAACCCAAGUGGAAGCGUGGUCACAGAGGCUUAGUCCUGGGAGCUGCGGGUGAUGCUGGAAGUCUGGGAGCGUGAGGGCUGUCUGCUAGGACGGCUGCUGCCGCGGCUGCUCGCUGCUGAACAAAGAGGCUCGGCUGAGAAGGCAGGUUAGAGACGCUGGCGGCCUGACACCCGUCAAUCGCUCUGGCACCACCUUCUUUUUUUUUUUAACAACCCAGGAAUCGCAUCGCAGUCAGUAUUGUGUUCUGUCAUGAGCAGACCUGGCCCGUGCCCUGUUUAUUUAAGACUUUUCCCUUUAUUAUAAGUGUUUCAAACUGUGAGAGGAACUCGAGGAAGCCGCAGGAGAACGAGCGUUAUUCCCAGCCAGGCCCGAACGCUCCCGUCCGGCCCCGUGUUCGGGCCGGACCGAUCGCGCGUCAGCCGUAAUCCUAUUGUUCCAUCUAGUGGAAGGUGGUGAUACAGCAGGCGACCGGCACCAGGUCCGACCUCGGGGUCGGCCUUCGGGUUGGUUUUCGGCGACUCUGCCUGCCUCCUCGCCGCCGCCUCCGCCCAGCAGCGCCGCAACAGGACGCCGAGGAAACCGUGAAGGGAAAGUGAAUAUUCAAAGCCUUGUCUGGUAGUAAAGCUUCUAUUUUUGUAACACGUUUUGGUUAAUAAACCCACGAAAGAGAACGAGGGAGAGAAAAAGAUGUCAGGUAGCACUUAACCAUAUUCCCGCAAUAAUUAGAAUAGCUGUUGUUUGUGCGAUUAGGGGAGAAACGCAGAAAUGGUAGGAUAAGUGCUAUUUUCAGAAUGCUUUGUUGUCGUGCUUCUGUUUCGUUGAAUGUGUCUUUCUUGUCAGUGUGGUAGUAAAGUGGUAGAAAAAACCCUGGAUGUGCCAAACGGUAGUCGUUGCUUCCGCUUUCCAGUCUACUCGUCUGUAGUGUAGAAUGGAUUCCUAAGACAUUCCAGCAGUGUCGGUAGCGGCUUCUAGAAAUAUCUUUACAAAAAGAGGAAAAAGCAGAAAAGGCAAAAAAAAAGAGAAACAAAAAAAAAUGAUAUCCCUUUAGAAAUCCAACAAAGCAUGUUAACACAUCUGUCACCAACCGUCACACACGAUCCAGUUGUUUGUCCUUUGUUUUCUGUUUGCACAUGAUCAUUCCGCCGCCGUGCAAUUUGCACGAGGCGUUAGUGCCUCGUGCUGUCACCCCUCAGGGAAAGGUUUCUUUUGCGCUUUCUGUUUCCAGACGACAUUUGUUUGUACUCAUUAGGUUCAGUUCAUGUUUUUGUUCAGGGACAUUCUAUGAGGCGCGGUUGAGAUUCACAUAUUUGACUAUUAAUCACUGAGUUGUUCGGUAUUUUGCGUUGCUGGUGUCCUAGCGGGCGCCCCCAGAGACUCAAACACAGUGCUCCCCCACAGCAGUGGGGAAAAAAUGUGUGUAACUAAACCCCAUCACUUUUACAAACCAGAGUUUUUUCAGCACACGGCAUAUUCCUGUUUGGUUUCCAAUGGUGUCAUCAGGGUCUUUAAAAAUGCUAACCCUCUUUGUUAUAGAAAAAACCAAAUAUUCUUAUGCAAUAUCAAAUCUGUUGUGUUUGGGUUGUAGUAGAUAUGCUGUACCUAAGUAAUAAUCUCUGUUAU
This is a messenger RNA of Betta splendens (Siamese fighting fish), 4986 nucleotides long. It is a transcript of the gene roraa, whose product is annotated as RAR-related orphan receptor A, paralog a. The coding region runs from base 831 to 2237 and encodes 468 amino acids. The transcript is spliced from 10 exons. Gene Ontology annotation, cellular component: nucleus. NCBI's taxonomy places the organism in Eukaryota, Metazoa, Chordata, Actinopteri, Anabantiformes, Osphronemidae. Gene Ontology annotation, biological process: regulation of transcription by RNA polymerase II. Gene Ontology annotation, molecular function: nuclear receptor activity; zinc ion binding; RNA polymerase II cis-regulatory region sequence-specific DNA binding. The record is from RefSeq and is a predicted model, not a curated record.